AAGAUCCUCAGUCUUCAACAACCUCUCCUCCGGUCCUCCCUCUCUCUGCAGUACUCUUAAGUUUCUUCACAGAACGAUCUCUCAUCUUUCUCUGCAAAGCCAAUCACAAUGCAAGGCCAAAUGGUGAUCGAAGAGCCUGUACGGCUUGCUUCCGUUCUCACAUCUAGUAAACCUAACUUCUUACCUUCACUUACAAAGAUCGUUGGGACACUUGGUCCAAAGUCACGCUCUGUAAAAGUGAUUGAGGGAUGCCUAAAUGCGGGAAUGUCAGUUGCACGGUUUGAUUUCUCCGGGUUUGAUGGAACAUACCACCAGGAAACUCUUGACAAUUUGAGGACAGCGGUAGAAAAUGUUAAUAAGCUAUGUGCUGUUAUGUUAGAUACUGUGGGACCAGAACUUCGAAUUUGCAACAACAAUGGGAACCCCAUUGAGCUGAAGGUUGAUGGUCAUGUUACCAUUACACCAGAUGUUUGUAGAGAACCUUCAGCUGAGGUCUUACCUGUAAAUUAUGCUGGACUUGCUGAGACAGUUAAAAAGGGUGACACAAUAUUUCUUGGGCAAUAUCUUUUUACGGGAAGUGAGACAACCUCCGUAUGGCUUGAGGUGUUGGAGACGAAGGGUCCAGAUGUCAUUUGCUUGGUGAAGAAUACUGCAACUCUUGCAGGCUUUAUUUUCACCAUGCAUGUUGCCCAAGUGCAUAUCAAUCUGGCUACCCUAACUGACAUUGAUAAAAAGGUCAUAUCUACUUGGGGCUCUCAUAAUAAUGUUGACUUCAUUUCGCUUUCAUAUACUCGUCAUGCAGAUGAUGUUCGAGAGCUUAGAGCUUUCCUUAAGACACAGAAUCUUCAUGAAACUCAAAUAUUUGCCAAAGUUGAAAAUGUGGAGGGUUUAAAGCAUUUUGAUGAGAUCCUCCAAGAAGCAGAUGGUAUCAUACUUUCUCGUGGGAAUUUAGGAAUAGACCUGCCCCCUGAAAAGGUAUUCUUAUUUCAGAAGUCUGCUGUUCACAAGUGUAACAUCUCCGGGAAGCCUGCCAUAAUUACCAGAGUGGUGGAUAGUAUGGUUGAGAAUCUACGGCCUACUAGGGCAGAAGCAACUGAUGUCGCAAAUGCUGUCCUUGAUGGCACAGACGGUAUUUUAUUAGGUGCAGAAACACUUCGAGGUCUCUAUCCUAUUGAAACAAUACAAACUGUUGGGAGAAUUUGUUUUGAAGCUGAAUGUGUUUACAACCAGGGUCUUAAUUUCAAGAAAAUAGUCAAACAUGUUGGAGAGCCAAUGUCACAUGCAGAAUCUGUUGCUUCAUCUGCGGUACGUGCUGCAAAUAAAGUCAAGGCGGCGAUCAUUGUCGUGUUCACAGCAUCUGGGAGAGCAGCAAGGUUGGUUGCAAAAUAUCGGCCAUCUGUGCCCGUGGUGGCUAUUGUGAUUCCACGUCUUACUAAAAAUUCAUUGAACUGGACUUUCUCUGGCACAUCACAGGCUAGGCAAUGCCUUGGUGUGAGGGGAGUCUAUCCUAUAUUAGCUAGUCCCAAUGUGGCAACAUCAGGCCGGGCAACUGAAGAGUCUGGACUGAAACUUGCCUUGAAUCAUGGUAAAUCUGUUGGCUUGGUCAAGCCUAAUGACCAGAUAGUGGUCUUCCAGAAAAUUGGGGACUCAUCAGUUGUCAAGAUUGUUGAGCUUGGAGACUAGCUAUUGCAAAAUUUCAAGAAUUUAUUUUCAUCUUUAUUUUACUU
Messenger RNA from Telopea speciosissima, 1727 nucleotides. RefSeq names its product pyruvate kinase 2, cytosolic-like. The record is from RefSeq and is a predicted model, not a curated record. The transcript is spliced from 16 exons. Lineage: Eukaryota; Viridiplantae; Streptophyta; Magnoliopsida; Proteales; Proteaceae. Gene Ontology annotation, cellular component: cytoplasm. Gene Ontology annotation, molecular function: potassium ion binding; magnesium ion binding; pyruvate kinase activity. Gene Ontology annotation, biological process: glycolytic process. Bases 109 to 1683 code for a protein of 524 amino acids.